Molecule: messenger RNA, 1542 nt
Organism: Salarias fasciatus (jewelled blenny)
Lineage: Eukaryota; Metazoa; Chordata; Actinopteri; Blenniiformes; Blenniidae
Gene: foxh1
Product: forkhead box H1
Exons: 3
Biological process (GO): transforming growth factor beta receptor signaling pathway; positive regulation of transcription by RNA polymerase II
Cellular component (GO): activin responsive factor complex
Molecular function (GO): transcription cis-regulatory region binding; DNA-binding transcription activator activity, RNA polymerase II-specific
Source: RefSeq, a predicted model, not a curated record
AUGACAAAGCGUCGGCCGGAGUGAAGCAUCUUGAUACCACCCGCUUUGCUCCUCCUCGGAGAACAUCACAACCAUCAACUUGACUUCCAACAGCGAUGCGCGGCAGAGCAGUCAUCUCAGCGGCGUAGCGCGCAGCCAUCACCAGCCCCGCAUCGGCCGCUCCAUCCGGCUCGGAUGGCCCCUCAGCAGCUGCCGCGCGCGGAGAAGCUCUCGGAGCGCAUGGACGACAUCCGCGGAGGCGCAGGGUACGUGGCCAGCGCCACCUCACCUGGGCCUCCACGCCCGAAUGGAGACGAUCCCUGCCUUAAACAGGAGCCGAUACGCCGGGGCAUUUGCAACAGCCGGUCGGGGAAAAGUGACUCCGGUGGUGGAAAGAAGAAAAACUACCAGCGGUAUCCAAAGCCGCCCUACUCCUAUCUCGCAAUGAUCGCAAUGGUCAUCCAAAGGUCUCCCCAGAAAAGGCUAACAUUAUCUGAGAUCCUCAAGGAGAUCAGUACCCUUUUCCCAUUUUUUGAAGGAAAUUACAAAGGCUGGAGGGAUUCUGUGAGGCACAACCUCUCCUCGUACGACUGCUUUGUUAAGGUGCUAAAGGAUCCGGGUAAACCUCAGGGCAAAGGUAAUUUCUGGGCGGUGGAGCUGAGCCGCGUCCCUCUGGAGCUCCUCAAGAGGCAGAACACUGCUGUUUCCCGUCGGGAUGAGGCCAUCUUUGCCCAGGAUCUGGCUCCGUACAUCAUGCAAGGACACAAGCUGGAGCCACAGCUGCCCCAUGAUCCCAUGGCCUUCCACCCGCCGGAGUCUUCUGGAAACCCUUCCCCAAUGCAGGAAGACCCAGCCCAACCUAAGCUGGACUCAUCCUUCGCCAUCGAGUCUCUGCUGCACAGUCUGCAGCCGGCCACUGCGUCUGAGGACGUGGACAUGGCGAGCAGGAACUGCAGACUUGAGGCGGAGCCCGCCCAGCCCUCGCCGUCCCUGAGAGCGUGCUACGCCUCAUCUGGCCACAGCGCCUCUGCCAGCUCCGCGAGCCCAGCUUCAUCCUCUUCCUCUGACGAGGAGUGGAAAGCUAAAUCCCUGCCCGGAAAGCGCGUUUCUCCCGACGGCGAAGCCCGGCCGGGCGGUUAUGAAGAUUACAUGCAGCCGCUGCACAAAUCGGCCAGACGGGAGGCACCUGCGCCCCCUUGGGAGCUCCCGACCUCCUACGCGAAAUAUGUCCCACCCAACGCCGUCGCCCCACCCAGCAUGCGGUUCGGCGGGGGCCCCUUAAUGGCGCUGCACGGCGGACUUCCCCUUUACGGGUACGGCAGGUCCCCUGUCACGUCCGGUCACUUUAUAGGCCACGGCUAUUGGCCCAUCUUCCCCAGCAGGCAGGUUGCGGUUCAGGGGCCUCCUCUCCUCAUGGACCUCGACAACAUGCUGCAAUCCGUACCUCCCAAUAAGAGCGUCUUCGACGCUUUGGCGCCGGCCAGUCAGAGCUCGUAUCAUCCACCGGCCGGUCAGUACGCCUUUCAGAACGGGGCUCCUCUGAAUAAAUACCAUCAGUACUGA